AUGGCUGACACAGAGAACAAUACUGGCGCGGCUACACGGAGUAUGUCCAAAGAUGAGGGGCGCCUACGCGAGUUGGGCUACAAACAAGAACUGAAGCGUGACUGGUCCAUGAUCCACAACUUCGGUGUCUCCUUCAGCAUUAUUUCAGUCAUCACCGGUAUCACGACACUUUUCAGUUAUGGAUUGACCACGGGUGGCCCAGGAGUGAUGUCCUGUGGAUGGCUCAUCGUCAGCUUCUUCACAAUGUUUGUUGGACUCGGCAUGGCGGAGAUCGUGAGCGCGAUUCCCUCCGCUGGAGGGCCGUAUUUCUGGGCAGCAAUUCUGGCGCCGAAGAAAUGGGCUCCCUUUGCAAGCUGGGUCACGGGUUGGUUCAAUCUUCUUGGACAGGUUGCGGUCACGACUGGUAUCACCUUUGGCUGUGCAGGAUUGAUCUCGACGCUGGCCAGUGUGAACGGCUACGAGCCCACGGCAGGACGGACCCUAGGCAUAUACGCGGCCCUGUUGGUCUCGCAUGGCAUGGUCAACUCGUUUGGCGUGCAUAUCCUGCGAUAUCUGAACAACAGUUCCAUUGUCCUGCACUCUCUCGGGGUCUUUUCCUUCGCUGUCGCCGUUGUGGCCGCGGCGCCUCGUCAUCAAUCUGCCAAAUUCGUGUUCGCAACGUUCUACGAUGGCACGGGUGAUCCAGGGUGGUCUGUCCGUGCAUCCCCCGCAUAUGUGGCCUGCAUUGGCAUUUUGAUGUCGCAAUACACCAUUACUGGAUUUGAUGCAAGUGCCCAUCUUUCCGAGGAGACACAAAACGCGGCAUGGUCAGCGCCACUGGGUGUGUUGAUGUCAAUCGGCUGUUCGGCUCUGUUCGGCUGGUUCCUCAUCCUUUGCCUGCUGUUCAGUAUCCAGAACUUCGACACCACCGUCGAUUCCGAAUAUAGCCAGCCGGUUCUCCAAAUCCUAAUCGACAUCUUCGGCAAAACAGGCGCCAUUGUGCUUUUCGUCCUCAUCAUCAUCUGCGUCUGGCACUGUGGUCUGUUUAGUUUGACCUCCAAUUCGCGGAUGAUGUUUAGCUUUGCCCGAGAUGGGGGAAUCCCUCAGUUCUUCCACAAGGUGGACGAACGUUUCCGGAGUCCGAUCCGAACCAUCUGGCUGGCGGCAUUCCUGGCAUUCCUUCUGGCCAUUCCCAGUGUUGGAUCGUCUGUGGCGUUUUCGGCGGCAACGUCCAUCGCAACGAUCGGUCUUUACCUGUCAUACGGGCUGCCUAUUUUGAUCGGCAUGGUGAACCCCGAAGGAUUCAUCCAUGGCCCGUUCAAUUUGAAGUGGGCUUCACGACCCGUGGCGAUGGUCGCCAUUCUGUGGAUUGCUUUCAUCACCAUCAUCUUCUGCCUUCCCGAACUCAAUCCGGUCAACAGUCAGACACUCAACUACACGCCGGUGGCGGUCGGGAUCAUCGGAGUCUGGUGCCUUGCAAGUUGGUUCCUGUGGGCCAGGAAGUGGUUCACGGGCCCGAUUCGGCAAGUCGAGGCAGAGGUUGCCGGUGUCAAUGUCGACGAUCCGGAUGAGAUGGCCCGUGCCGAACGAGAGGGCAGGAUUCCCGCAUUGGAAGAGUUGCCUGCAGGUAAUGAGAAGAGUAUCCUGGCGGCGAUUAAGCAGAAUUUCAAUACCGGCCGGACCACUUGA
Molecule: messenger RNA, 1668 nt
Organism: Capronia coronata CBS 617.96
Lineage: Eukaryota; Fungi; Ascomycota; Eurotiomycetes; Chaetothyriales; Herpotrichiellaceae
Exons: 2
Coding region: 1-1668 (555 amino acids)
Biological process (GO): transmembrane transport
Cellular component (GO): membrane
Molecular function (GO): transmembrane transporter activity
Source: RefSeq, a predicted model, not a curated record